AAAUGACAUCAACUUCAAGAUUCUUCCAAACCGCGGGGAGGGCUCGAUCCCAGCCUGGGCCGUCUCAUAAUUACGUCUCAUGGAGAAAGCAUGCUCCCAUCAGCAAAUCGUUCUCAAAUUGGCGACACCCCAGAGAUUGGGCUGAGGACAAUAAACAUCGAAUCAUCGCACAGAUUGGAGAGUGCAGACGCUGAUGGGUCAGGCGUGAAAUCAGAUGGCAGCCAAUCAGAGGGCCGAUCGACCACUUGAGCAGGGGCUUUAAUUCUCGACCCCCCCAGUCCGUUCUUGGCCGAACCGUUCCACCAAACCCAAUCGGACCACUGGUGAUACACACAGGGCCAUUGUUUUUUCUUUUCAGUGAUCCAGUUGCUCGGGAUGUGGCCUCGACACCUCACUUUAGCUUCGCCCGUGGCUGGCCUAUGGGACGGGUGGCGCAUCACGCCCGGGAAUUCCGCGUGGUUUUGUUUCCCAUAACACGGAAACCCCCGCGUCCUGACUGACGACCGACCUCAUUUUCCUUUCUUGUGUCUGCUUGCUCUGAAGCCCUUUGAUGCCUCUGCCCGACUCGAGAUCGGCCACGCCUUCGCAGCGGAGCACCCCCGGCAGCUUAAGAAACACACUUUUGCACAGUCGUACGCCACCACUUCAUUCUUCCCCUCUUUCACGUCAUAGCACCUCGAGUACGCCAUCGACAUCAUUCAAUCGCACGUAUGGCCGCCAGACGCCCCAAGAAGAGCCGCAAGUACUUUCGAGAGCAGGUCUCAGCCGGUCGUGGGAACUGAGCCGGCCCGGAUCUAGAAUGACUCGGCCGUCCACGGCCAUGACAUCAAGGUCAUACAUCACCACAUCACCCCGGCCAUCGUCCACCAUGGACGGCCGUAUCUGUACAAAAAGCCCCAGACUAUCUGUGCUCGAAAGGGCACAAGAAGCCAGGCGAGAAGAAGACGCACUCCUCAUCCGGGCAGCGAGGAGGGAGAGCCUUGCCCACAAACUAGCGCCUGGCAGGACUACUGCCGAGGGGUUCUGGACCCUCACCGCGGAACGCCCCCAAAGAUAUACGGCCGCCCCAAGGAGGCUUCCCGGCCAGGACACCUCAAGUUGGACUAUUCGACCGCAGCACGCAGGAUACCAGUCCUUCGAUGUGGAUGUGCUUGCUACUAUCCUGGAGGAAAAGCAUAACAUGGACCCCGAAAGAGCGUCACGCGUCAUGAGAAUAUGGGAUGCUGUCAUCAAGUGUCUAGACGAGAUAUCAUCUUCGCUGGAUGCGAGUACAAGGCACUUGACGUGUGAUCCGACCAAGGGUAUGGAUGGUGAGGUACCUACAGAACUUCAAUCUCCCUCAUCACCGCCGAGACCCAGCGUUCGGGACCUACUCUCUGAACACCAAGACCUUUCAGAGCCAGCUGAAGACACAGCCGGACCCAGAUACCCCUGCCCGUUUAGGAAGCGGAAUCCAGUGAGGUUCAACAUCCGGGAGCACGAGAGUUGUGCCAAGGCUCCCUUCUCGUUCACCGAAUUAAGACACCACCUCGCUUCUCACCACAAACAAACAUUUAGGCCUCGCCAAUGCCGUCGCUGCAAGGUGCAAUUUGACAGUGACAUGGCUUUGCUGGAGCACCUCAUGCUUCCCAAAGACCGGAUAUGUGAUGUCGACUCACCCAAAAACCUCUAUGACCAGGAAGAUGGCAUCUCUCCAGACGUUGAGAAGGCGCUGCAUGACCCAAAACAGAGUAGUGAUUCGUGGACGUGGGAGUCAAUAUGGAAUCUGUUAUUCCCAUGUGACACCGAGAUUCCUGACUCAGACUUUCAUCCCAUAGUCGAGCUUUUUGAAGUCGAUCAUGCUUUUGACGCCGAAGAACAAACUCUGAAGAAGAAUCUCCGCGACACACUUCGUCUUUUGUUACCACAAGCUGGCAUCGACGACCAAUACUGCGGUUUUUUAUCAGGCCAGCUCGAUCUUGUAUUCCAAGUACACAGAGCAAGUGUCAUGAGACAGUGUCUAGAGAAUUGUGGCUCGACUUCACAGUCAGCAGCGCCACCACUUUCGUCAUCGUCGUCUGAUUGCACUACAACCAGCACGGAGACGGAUGGGAGUUCUUAUUCCAGUGCCAGAAGAAGCUCGAAACGGCGCUCGGCGGGUUUGAGUCUUUUGUCACCCAAGUCUCUGAGCAGCACCGCUCGGAUCAAGACAUGGAAGACAUUUGUUGGUACCGAUGAGAAAGGCCGAGUUGUUGAUAGCAAGGUAACCCCCAUGACGGAGAGCUUUGGCACCACCACACGCGACCCAACUUCGAGAGAGAGCCUGGACUCUGCCAUCGGGAUGAGUGUUACCUGCUGUGACCUCUGCAACCAAGAUCCUUGCCUCUGCCGAGAGGUCAUCAUGUCUUGCAUCAAUGCCUCACCAACUCGAUUUGAAGAAGACCGUGUUGGAUAUUGGAAGAUGAAGGAAUUACAAGAACAGGAAGAACAGGAACUACAGCAACAGCUCAAGCGACAACCCGUCAGGGCAUUGCGCCGAACUGGACAUAUAAAUGGUCUGGCCAAAGACUUGCAGAAUCGAGAGCCAGAGCGGGAACAAAACUAUUGGCCACUAGGCAAGGAAGCCUUGGAUGGAACAGAUGUACAAGCUAAAGGUGGCAGUGAUGGAGGGCGAGUCACGCCAAUCGACAGAGUGAAAGAUUGUGCUUCGGAGGGUGGUCAUACUGAGCACUCUCCACAGAGCUUUAAGCAGAGAGUGUUGAGAGAGAGGCAUUUCAGUUACGUCAGGGGGUCUUGA
Podospora pseudopauciseta is the source of this 2776-nucleotide messenger RNA. RefSeq lists its product as uncharacterized. NCBI's taxonomy places the organism in Eukaryota, Fungi, Ascomycota, Sordariomycetes, Sordariales, Podosporaceae. Bases 551 to 2776 code for a protein of 741 amino acids. The transcript has 4 exons. The record is from RefSeq and is a predicted model, not a curated record.